AGUUCAUUCAGAUCAUCACGAUAGGUAAGUUUUUCCUACGCUGACGCCGCGCUUAAGAGGGUUACCUUGGGCGAUUCGAAGCAGCAGCCUCUUCUCGCCCCGCCAUGAGCUCCGCACGCGUGUUCCGGGUGCCAGAGCUCCUCUUCCUCGUUCUCGACUUCGUCGGUGAAGGUGGCUACGACCACGGCAUCCGAUCUGCGUGCUAUGUCGCCAGAUGUUGGCGUGGCAUUGCCGAAGAGCAUCUUUGGGCGCAUGUUGAUCUGUCGAUCGUGCUCAGGAAGCUGCCGGACGAUGCAUGGUACAUCUACGACAGCAAGGCCCAGUCACCCCCCGAUGUCGAUUGUCAUCGUGUCAUAGGCGAAAGUCCUACUCUGACUCUACGUCGCGGUAUCACGCCCGCCGAAUGGGCCACCAUUCUCCCUAAGACAGCGCGCGUCCGCACUAUGCAGACUGUAGGUGGUCCCUCCAGCCCAGCAGAGCUCCUUUCCAAGUGGGGCCGCCUCGCCCUCGCGCCCGUGGUCUACGACAUGCUGGCUGCCAGCCUGCCGGACUUCUGCCUGUUCACACAUCUCCGCUCGCUCUCCGUUGGUGCUUUUGGCAGGCAGCCAAACGCACUGCGUCUCUUCCUCUCCUCCACGCUCCACACGGUGCAGGUGGAAGCAAGUGUCCAGGCGAGCGCAGCGGCUGCCUGCGUCGCGGCUUUCAUCGACUCGACGUCCGGCGUCUCCCCUAUCCAGGAAAUGACGCUGAACCAUAGAUAUGGGAGCUCGGACGCCAAGUUGGCGGUCCUUGCGGUCAAUCUCUCGGCGUGUACCUCUCUUCGCCGCCUCACCAUCGAGUACCUGGACCCUGCUCUUUGGCCCAGCGUCGCCCUCCUGCCGUCUUUGGAGGAGCUGACCAUGCGAUGGAGGCCGGAGGUGACCUUUGGCUAUGAUAGCGAUGUCGAAGAUGGUUUAUACGACUCCGACGACUUCGAUGAGGAAGACCCAUGUGACAAUGGCGAGGACCUUCCCUCUCGUGACGAGAUCCAGGGGAUCGCCUUUCCAGCGCUCAAAAGCCUGGUUUUCCCAUCCAUUCAGUGUGCUUCGCUUACUUUCACCCAAUUCCGCACCGUUUUGGAGAUGCGCGACGAGCCCUGGGCUUUGGAAAAGCUUGUCCUUCCCAAGGGUUCGCUUUACCUGCACCUCAAGUACUCCGUUCGCACGGUCCUGCGCUACAUUCAACAGCACAUCCGCGCGGACACGCUCACACACCUCGUUGUGAGCACCAUGUGGGAAUGGCGCAACGGGCAGGGGGAGUGCAACUGUCUGACAGCCAUUUCGCUACUCUUUGGUUUUUCCCACCUCACCGUCCUCCAUCUGCGCUGUUUCUAUUACGACGCACAUGGCGACUUCGAGCCUCUCGAUGCAGACCAGACGCGCGAGAUGGCGCGCAGCUUCCCACGACUGCGUAGUUUGUUACUCACGAUGCCCUUCUUGCCGUACGAGAUUGGGAUCUUUGGGCAGUACUGCAAGGACCUGCGCGAGCUCACGCUGAAUGUACAGUUCAGCUCCGAUGACAGAGACAAGGAUCUGUCAGAGCUUGCAGAACAAUCCGUUCUGCCUGCCCAUCAAGGCGUAGCUCUGGAGCGCCUGGUCAUCGGCACCUAUCUGCUUCACGGCGCGGACGAGGAGGAUCUUUUUGAAUAUGCGGAAAGAGUGUACCCCAAUGCGACAAUCCGUGAAGUAACAGCAGAGUAUGACUUAUGAUUUGUCCUUAUAGUUUGUACAAUUACGCUCUUGCAUCCAUCCAUAUCAUUGUCGCGUGAAUUGUAGGAGGGGAACUGGCAUUACUUAGUGUACCAAUGCGAAGGACUCUUCAAGUUCCG
Messenger RNA from Schizophyllum commune H4-8, 1867 nucleotides. RefSeq lists its product as uncharacterized. Bases 105 to 1748 code for a protein of 547 amino acids. Lineage: Eukaryota; Fungi; Basidiomycota; Agaricomycetes; Agaricales; Schizophyllaceae. The transcript is spliced from 3 exons. The record is from RefSeq and is a predicted model, not a curated record.